Molecule: messenger RNA, 582 nt
Organism: Aspergillus terreus NIH2624
Lineage: Eukaryota; Fungi; Ascomycota; Eurotiomycetes; Eurotiales; Aspergillaceae
Exons: 3
Coding region: 1-582 (193 amino acids)
Source: RefSeq, a predicted model, not a curated record
AUGUCCAAGCCACUUGUGCUUAUCCUCGGAGCAGGUGCCAAUGUAGGCGCAGCUGUGGCUCACAGAUUUAGCCAAGAUGGGUAUCAGGUCGCAAUUUCUGCCCGUCGCAUUGCAAACGGCAUCUCACCUGAAGGAUAUAUCACAAUUCAAGCAGACUUGUCAGAGAAAACGGCAGUUCCUCUAAUCUUUGAGAAAGUUAAAUCAGCCGCAGGAAUCCCCAGUGUUGUUAUCUACAAUGUGAAGGGAUUUGAGCAGCUCCCGGAGACCGUGAGGAAAACAUUUAUCUACACUGGAAACUGGCUGAAUACCACUAUUUCGGCUUCCAAUGUUCUUGUUACUUUAGGGAUAGGCAAAGCAGCAAGCGCAUACUGGGUUGGAUCGGCGGACCAAACAUACUCUCUGAAGGGGUACAGGUUUCACUAUGUCGAUCAGCGCACACCAGAAGGAACAGCGAUGCGAGCAGGUGUUGAUGGCAAGGCCCAUGCUGAGUUCUUUAAGCAGCUUGCAGACAGGCAGGACCCUUCCGUGCCAUGGCUUGCGACUUUUGUCAAGGGGAAAGGAUAUAUUGAUUUUUCCAAGUAA